AUGCUCACAGACAACGGCAACAUGCAGGCAGAUCCUUCGGAUGAGGACCUGCCUCAGCCCCAGCCCGGUCUAGACAUCCCCCGCCCGCAGGCCCGCUCCCUUCUGCAGACCUUCUGCAGCUUCCUAACCAUGACGCUGCACACGCUCAUCUUCCACCGGGCCCUCUACCCGCGGCCGACGUUCCUCAUGGCGCGGCACAACAACCUCGUCGUGCCCCAAUCCCGCCACCCGGCCGUGUGCGCCUGGAUCAACGACGCCGUAGGCCAGGUGGCGCCGCUGCUGGCCGUGGGCCGCCUGGCCAAGGUGACCAUCAACUUCCACCUGCCGCGCAGCCUCCAGGUCGUCGACCGGUGGGUCAUUGACGUGAGCCACUUCCCGGCCUGGAUCGACGAGGACGAUGUUGCCGUUCUCGCGGGCGGCGGCCAGCAGCAGCAGCAGCAGCAGCACGUCAGCAGUCGGGGCAGGGAUCGUCUCAUCGUCGCAUGGGAGCAGCAGGAGAAGAGGCGCACACGCGCCCGCCGGGAGGACGAGGCUGAAAGGGAGCUCGCCGAGCUCGAGAGGGCCGUCAACUGGGUCGACGUCGACGAGGCCGUACGCGGCGCCCUCAGCAGGAUCGGGAGCGCAGCCGCGACAAAGGGCCCUCUGCCCGAGGACAGCACCUUCACCGUGGCCGUCGAGCUGCGCGAGGAUGCCCCUGUGCCCAUUGGCCAUCCCCAACACUGGAUCCCCUCAGACCCGUCACUGCAGUAUGGCGCCGACCCGCUGUCCGUUGACGCGGGCCCUCUUUUUUGGGAGUGCUGGGUCGAGGAGUGCCCGUCAGUACAGCCUACAGAAACAGUGGCAGCAGCACCACCACCACCAUCACAAGAAGACAGCGCCCGUCAAUCAAAUUCGACAUGA
Molecule: messenger RNA, 900 nt
Organism: Verticillium alfalfae VaMs.102
Lineage: Eukaryota; Fungi; Ascomycota; Sordariomycetes; Glomerellales; Plectosphaerellaceae
Product: MUS26
Exons: 3
Coding region: 1-900 (299 amino acids)
Cellular component (GO): zeta DNA polymerase complex
Source: RefSeq, a predicted model, not a curated record